This is a messenger RNA of Helobdella robusta, 378 nucleotides long. RefSeq lists its product as hypothetical. The transcript is spliced from 4 exons. Gene Ontology annotation, cellular component: cytoplasm; nucleus. Gene Ontology annotation, molecular function: SUMO-specific endopeptidase activity. Gene Ontology annotation, biological process: protein desumoylation. The annotation marks the transcript as partial. NCBI's taxonomy places the organism in Eukaryota, Metazoa, Annelida, Clitellata, Rhynchobdellida, Glossiphoniidae. The record is from RefSeq and is a predicted model, not a curated record.
CUCUUCACGUACCCACCGGCUCCGGCUACUGGGGGCAUCACAGUUACCAACGAGGAUUUGUUUUGUCUUAAUGAGGGGGAAUUCCUCAAUGACGUCAUUAUUGACUUUUAUCUCAAGUACCUAGCGACGGAAAUGUAUCCUGAAAAAUUUCAAAACGCCCACAUCUUUUCAUCAUUUUUUUAUCGACCUUAUUGUGUUCAAACGUCUCAACGUUCAAACUUCUCAUCCAUCGCACAUCUUAACGCUAGCAUCCAACAGAGACGACACGCACACGUCAGGACAUGGACCCGACAUGUUGACUUGUUCUCCAAAGAUUUUGUUGUCGUUCCCGUCAAUGAGAGUGCCCACUGGUUUCUGGCCAUCAUUUGCUUCCCUGGC